UAAAAUCUAGUUGAACUGAUACAGGGGAUUACUUUCUUUUUUUUAAGAAAAUUUCUUAUUGGGUAAGACAUUUUCCGGAAAAUGGCACCUUCUUCUCCCAUUUCCCCUUCCCCUUCCCCUUCCCCUUCCCCUUCCGGUUGUUUGGUCAAAGGACCUUUUCCGGUUGCUCCUUCAUCCAUGUAAGGCUCAUUCUCCUUCUUCCGUUCUUCAUUUCUUUUCCUUCUUCCGUACUUCAUCUUCUCUUCCAGGUAAAAGUCCGUCUCAUAUCUUCUCUUCUCAACAUAUUCUGUUUCGUUUCCUCUCUUUCUCUGUUUCUGAGGCAAAACUACCAUGAAUUCUUCACUGGGUCUUAACUUAAGGCGAUGAUCGUUCUUUGAUUUCUAACAUUUUUAUUUUAAUGAAUUAUGCUGGUUGUCAUCAAAUUGAGAGAAAGUGUGUAGCCAAUGAAGAUUACAGAUUAUCUAUUGGGCUAUUCGCCUCCUAUUUGGGCAACUUUUGUUGCUGGAGUUUUUUCAAUCAUAACAAUUUCCCUUUCAUUGUUUCUUAUUUUCGAGCACCUUUCUUCAUACAAGAAUCCUGAGGAGCAAAAGUUCUUGAUCGGAGUUGUUCUUAUGGUUCCUUGCUAUUCUGUAGAAUCGUUUGUAUCAUUGGUGCAUCCAUCAGUUAGUGUUGAUUGUUCGAUACUACAUGAUUGCUAUGAAUCAUUUGCAGUAUUGCUUUGGAAGAUACCUUGUUGCUUGCUUGGUAAGCAAGGUACAGGAUGUUGUUGAACUUUGGCCUGCAAUGCAACAGGAAACCAGCAGCAAACCAGUAUGCAGACCAGCAUCCAAGCUGAACCAGAGAAGCAGCAACAUUUUGUUUAUUUUGUUCAUUUGUAACUAUAGUUGUUGAUUUAUGUUUGAUGUUACAGUUGGUAUGUCAGCUACAUUUUGUGUGUAAUUCUAGCUAAGCUUUAGUCAUGUAUUAGUGGGAGCAGUUAUACAUUAGGUAACUGUCAUAUUUUAUUGUAACAUAAAUGCUUCUCAAGUCAAUGAAAAAUAUCUGAUUUUUGGAGAUCAAA
Molecule: messenger RNA, 1060 nt
Organism: Gossypium arboreum
Lineage: Eukaryota; Viridiplantae; Streptophyta; Magnoliopsida; Malvales; Malvaceae
Product: protein LAZ1-like
Exons: 4
Coding region: 444-770 (108 amino acids)
Biological process (GO): transport
Molecular function (GO): transporter activity
Source: RefSeq, a predicted model, not a curated record